This is a messenger RNA of Jaminaea rosea, 1951 nucleotides long. RefSeq lists its product as hypothetical. The transcript has a single exon. The record is from RefSeq and is a predicted model, not a curated record. Gene Ontology annotation, molecular function: ubiquitin protein ligase activity; zinc ion binding; ubiquitin conjugating enzyme binding. Gene Ontology annotation, cellular component: ubiquitin ligase complex; cytoplasm. Gene Ontology annotation, biological process: protein polyubiquitination; ubiquitin-dependent protein catabolic process; positive regulation of proteasomal ubiquitin-dependent protein catabolic process. The coding region runs from base 117 to 1748 and encodes 543 amino acids. Lineage: Eukaryota; Fungi; Basidiomycota; Exobasidiomycetes; Microstromatales.
CUGGCUUGGACGCUACUUUCCCUCUCGCCACCAACUCGAGAAUAUCGUCUACAUCUGGACCGAUGAGAUAGCAGCAUUGAAUUCAGCAAGCCUCCGGCUCGCACACAAUUACCAUCAUGGCUUCAAGAGAAGACGACGAAGCGCUUGCACUGCAGGACGACGAGCUCUUGGCUCUCGAAGCCAUCUAUCCGGACCGCGAUCAAGUCAGCAUACAGAGACGUCGCGAAGGCUCUGAUGAUCGGCAUAUUGUCACCUUUGCUCUACCAGUCGUACUUUCCGAAAAGCUCCGUGUGGGCAUCUCACAAGCGGCAUCGACGUCUAGCUGCUCUCCCGGCAGCCUCCAGUUGGCCCACUUGCCGCCAUUGACCCUCGUCGUCUCGCUGCCCGGGCGAUACCCACUCAAAGAGCCACCCAUUGUCAAACGCCUUGCAGCCCCCUGGCUGGAUCAUAGCUGCAAAGACGAUGCACAAGCAGCGUGGCUAUCGAGUCGCUUGUCAGAAAUGUGGCAAGAGAUGCAGGGCGAAGUCCUCUGGACGUGGGGCGAAUGGCUGCGCGAAGGAUGGGCAGAAGAGGCUGUCGCCGGGUUUGGACCCUUUGCAAGCAAGCCGGGAAAGGGAAGCUUGUCAUUCACAGAGCCAACCGCAGUCGCAUCGACGACCUCCUCGUCGUCGACCACCCGGUCCCUCAGCGACAUCCUCCUCGCCUACGACCGUCUAGCCAGCAAUGCAGCCUUCGAAGGCGGGCGCUUCAUGUGCUCCAUCUGUCUCGAUGCCAAACGAGGCGGAGCUUGCGUAAAGCUUCAAGCCUGCUCGCACGUCUUCUGCAAGGACUGUCUCACCGAUUAUCUGAACCUUCACUUGACUGAGGGAUCGCUGCGACUCGCUACCUCGUGUCCCGAUCCGUCCUGCGUCACUUCUUCCGCUCGCCAGGGCAACGGGCAAGCUGGCGCCAGCAUGGGAUCAAACGGGCAAGGGCUCCUCUCCAUCAGCGAGGUCGAGUCUAUCCUCUCCCCCUCCCACCCGGAGCUCAUCUCCCGCCUACAUUUCCUCGUCGCCAAGCACAUUGCAGAAUCAGACCCGUCCGCGGUCCCCUGUCCACGAACAGGCUGCCAGACCCUCGCUCCUCUCCGGCCUGAGGACCGUGACUCCACCCGCUACCAAUCCUUCAGGCAAUGUCCCUCCUGCUCUCUCACCUUCUGCUCCUGGUGCAGGCACACCUGGCAUUCUCCCAAUCCUUGCAGAAUAGCCUCGAGCGACGCCCUCCUCUCCGCCUACGAUGCAGCCUCCCCUCAUGAGCGAGCAGCCAUGGAGGUACGGUAUGGCAAGAAGAACCUCUUGAGGCUGAAGGCACGCUUCGAGGAGGACAAGGCAAACAGACGGUGGUUGAGCGAACACGCCACUCCCUGUCCGCACUGCUCCUCCCCCGUAGAGAAGACGGUGGGUUGCAAUCACAUGAUCUGCUCGAAGUGUCAGGCCCACUUCUGCUACUUGUGCGGGACGAGGUUGAAUGCGGCCAGGCCCUACCAGCAUUUCAACACUCCCGGGGCGGGAUGUUACAACAGGCUAUUCGAUGGAUUACUCCCGGCCAGUGGCGCCGCUGGUGGAGAAGACGAGGGAGAGGGCGGGGAUGGAGAAGAGGAAGACGUGGCUGGAGAGGGAGCGGAGCGACGAGAGGCGAGAAGGAGGGACCAGGAAGAACAUUUGCUGGCCCUCGCGGCGAUUCAAGCUGCUUGGGAGGAUGAGCUUUGACGAGGGAUGAGGAGAUCAUUUUGAGCGUGGACCAGCAGCGCAAUUCACAUCUUGUAGCAUCACAGUAUUGUCUAAUAGCCAGCGAAGCUCACUUUGACCACCUUUCGACGUGGACAGUGGCGGUGGUCGCGGCGCUCCUUCAUCUCUGCCGCUUCUUCGAUCGCGGCGAGGAGAGGAUGCGACGUGCUGAUGGAAGAGAGCGA